Molecule: messenger RNA, 3525 nt
Organism: Racocetra persica
Lineage: Eukaryota; Fungi; Glomeromycota; Glomeromycetes; Diversisporales; Gigasporaceae
Source: the annotation of a GenBank genome assembly
AUGUCCACUUAUUCGAAUUCAUAUUACUCUAAAUAUAAUACUAACGCUGCUAGCGUAAGUUCCAGUAGCCAAAAUCCAUAUAACUCUAAAUAUAACUCUAACGCAGCUAGCGUAAAUCCAAGUAGCAAAAAUUCAUAUUACUCUAAAUAUAACCCUAACACAGCUAGCGUAAAUCCCAGUAAAAAUCCAUAUAUCUCUAAAUAUAUCUCUAACGCAGCUAGCGUAAACCCCAUUAACAAAAAUUCAUAUAACUCUAAAUAUAACUCUAACUCAGCUAGUGUAAAUCCAAGUAACAAAAUUUCAUAUAACUCUAAUGGAGUAAGCGUAAAUUCAAGUAGCAAAAACUCAUAUAACGAGGUGGUAAAUGAGAGAAAGCGGACAAUUGAGAAUCUUAUGUCAAAAUAUCGAAUGGGACCAUUCGUUACAUCUUCUCAUGAAUUUUACAUGGAGGACUUGGCAUUCAGAGACGUAAGAUGCUUAGAUGAUUUAAUUAAUAAUUUUGUCGAAAAAUCUCUGUCCCCUGGUUUAUCAAUCGAUGAAAAUAUGUUCGGACAAUUGCAAAUGGACUUUGAACAGGACCUUCAUCAAAAAUACACGUUGUUUUCUCUUUUCGAGGCUGAAACCGCUGGUGAAGAUUGGAAUGAUGUAUUUUCUAAUAAUAUCGAAAUUCCUGUAAAUUUUAUCUCAAACAAAAAACUUACUACUAAUCAUAGUCCUACCAAUGUGAAUUCAAUUUUUUGGGUUCCAAAAGGCGCAACAGAUUGUUCUACAAAACUUCCAUUUGAAUACGAAAGUUUCCUACUGAACUUCCCUUUCUUAGUGUGGUAUGAAUUUGUAAGGUUAUUCAAACCAUUUGGAAAGAUGCAUUAUUCUGUAAAUGUUUCAAACAAACUGAAGAAUUGUAAAACUGGUUCUGACUUUUAUGAUGCAUUUGAAUCAAUAUGCAAAGAAUAUUUAAUGGAUUCCUGUAGGAAUUAUAACGGUCAAGAACUAUGUAAACUUAUACCAUACAAUAAGUUAAUUUGGGAGAUAUCUGAAACAGAUAAAUCUGUAGGAAAACGUAAGCAUAUUUAUUAUUCUGCUGAUGUAACAAUGCGAAAUGGAAAAUUAGAAAUGGAACUGAACCCUCCUAGAACAUGCCUAUCCAAAAGGUAUUAUAGAAUGUUUUUUUCGGGAAGAUUUUUACACGUAAAGCUCAAUAAAGAAAUCGAUGUAGAAAAACUAGAUGAUAAGUUAAAAAAUCUUUUAUUACAACCUUUAGAAUUAGCUGGGAGAACAUAUGAGUUCUUGUACGCAAGGGAGGGAACCCUGUACUACUUUGCAACUUAUGGUUCAGGUCUCAAACCUGUAAAAAUUUGGGAGGCAAUUAAUUUGGAUGUUCCAAUAAAUUGUAAUCUUAAUAUUACAAUCGCUAAAUUUUAUAGUCGUGUUUCCUUAGGAUUUUCCGAUUCCACUCCUGCAAUUGUUUUUGAUCAUAAUCAAAUCCAAACACCAUUAUUUAUACAAGCAAGAAUAGGUGGUGCCAAAGGAAUCUGGUUUUUAGAUCCUAAAGUCAAAGAUCCAUAUGAACUUAGAAUUGAUUUACGUCAAUCUCAAACAAAAUAUAAAUUAGAUUUUACAAAAAAUAAUCAUCAUCUUAGAACUUUAGAUGUUGUUCGAAUUGUUAGAGCUCCAGAUCGUCCUGCUGCAUUGAAUGCUCAAUUGAUUAGAAUAUUAGAAAAUGGUGGUGUACCGGUUCAAGUUUUUAUUGAUAUGAUAAAAGAAAAUGUACAAAAAAUUAAAGAUAUGGUAGUUGGUCAAGACGAUCCAACUGUAUUGCGUGCUUGGAUUGCGAAAUCCGAAAAUAUAUUUCAUAGACGUAUUGAAGAACGAAUUAAUAAUAAUGAUUCGGAUGUAAAUGAUUAUGGUAGUAGUAUAAGUGAAGUUAGUACGAAUUCUGGAUUAGGUGGGGUCUCUUUAUCUGGUUUUCCCGAUAGUCCUUCUGAAAUUUGUAUAGAAAUGCUUGACGCUGGGUUUACUCCUUCGACAUGUCCUUUUUUGGCAAAAAAGUUAAAACAAUUACUCAAAGGACAACUAAAGGGUAUGGCUUCCAAAUUCCAUAUAGAAACUCCAUUAUCACGAUCCCUCAUAUGUGUCGCCGACCCAACCAACUCCUUAGAACAAGGUGAAAUUUUUAUUCAAUUAGAUGGUGAAGCUGGUUAUGAUGAAAGGGGAAUGCGUUUUGGAAUAAUUGAAGGUGAUGUGAUACUAUCUCGUAAUCCGUGUGUUCUCCCAUCGGAUAUACAAAAAGCUCGGGCUGUCAAUAAUCCAUUAUUAAGUAAAUAUUAUAAUGUUGUAAUUUUCCCUGUAAAAGCUCAAUCAAGAGAAGGUCCUUUAGCUGCAAAAUUAAGUGGUGGUGACUAUGAUGGUGAUAAAGUAUUUUGUUGUUGGGAUCCACGUAUAACUGAAUUUUUUGAAAACUCACCCGUUGCGGAAACUUUACCUGAGGUAGAAAAUUCAUUUGAAAAAUGUAGCGAGACAGUGACUGAAUAUUUGGCUCCUGCCAAAGGGAAUAUUGACCUUUGUGGCAAAAAAAUUCAACAACUAUUCCUUAAUGAAUAUUUUAGAGAUUUUUUAACACCCCGAGGGUUAUAUGAUUAUUAUCACAGAUUAUAUACAUCUCACCAUGGUUUAUCUGAUCCAACAUCUAUUUAUUUAGCACAAAUAGCUGCUAGAUUAUUAGAUGCUACAAAACAAGGUGAAACUCUUAAACGCUCUGUGCUCGAGUCAGAUAAAAAAUAUUCUAAAAUUCCAAUACCACCUUGGAUGGAUAAAAAUCAAACAAAUUCUAAUUUUAAAAGUGUAUGUAUUAUGGAUGACAUUAAACGAGCUGUUCAGGAGGAAAUAGCAUUUGUCAAUUCUCCCAAAUUUACUGUUGCUCCUGAUGCUCAACUAGAUGCACUUGACCACCAUAUUCAACAGUUCUGGUUACGUGAAUAUGCAGCAGCAAGUAACAUGGAUGAUGAUAGAUAUAAAAAAGAUUUGGAACAGAUUAUUAGUGUUACGGAUUCCAUUCUUCGAAAAUAUAAUAAUGAUGUUAGAGGAAUAUUAGGUGAAGAUGAAAAAAAGGGUGACCCUUUGUUUUUAAAUUCAAAUAAUCAAGAACCACUUCCAUCAUAUUCAGUUCAUUCAAAAAAUGCAAGAAUAAGAGCUGUAAGUUUUAAAUAUACAGAAGAAUUUACAAAUCUUCCACCCGCAUCAAGUUACCAAAGUGAUAUCUUAAAACAUGUCGAUAGAUCUGAUUUAAAUCAUGAUAUUACUUUAUUUGAAUUGAGAUUAAAAGCUGCUGCAUUAUAUAUACAAGCAUUUACAAAAAAUCCAGAAAGUGAAGGAUGUUGGAAAAUCGCAUUUAGAGUUUUGUGUGGUCUUAAAGCUAGAAUGCUUGAAAGUGAAAAAUCUGAUAUUGUAGGAGGGCCGAGAACAGUUGUUUACGAAGUAUGGCAGUCUCUAAAUGUAGAUAGACGAUGGAGGAAUAGAAGAAUAUAA